Molecule: messenger RNA, 1665 nt
Organism: Aspergillus tanneri
Lineage: Eukaryota; Fungi; Ascomycota; Eurotiomycetes; Eurotiales; Aspergillaceae
Product: serine hydrolase domain-containing protein
Exons: 1
Coding region: 1-1665 (554 amino acids)
Source: RefSeq, a predicted model, not a curated record
AUGAACGACGACACUCUUCUCUCUAGACUUGUUGGGACAACUCCCCUGGUUGAAGAAGUGAAGCAGAUAUGCGAAGUUGCCUCCAUUUCAUGGGGCGUGCUACACCAUGGCCAAGUGAUCCAUCGACAGAGCAUCGGCUACCGCGAUGUAGAGAAUCAACUUGACGCCAACCCAGAUACCAUGUACAUUAUUGGGUCAAUCUCAAAAUCAUUCUUGUCAGCGGCGGUCGGAAAACUCGUCGACGAGGGGAAACUCUCAUGGCUUCAUCCAAUACAGAAAUACAUCCCUGAGUUUAACCCCAGCGGGGACCCCAAUAUAGGUCUAAAGGCGGACCUGAUUGACGCUCUGCGGCAUUCUACAGGACUUGCACAGCCAACUCUGCUCUGUCUUGGGCCGAGAUCAACCAUUCUUAAUAAUGAGAAGGAUUACAUCCGUUUACUGAAUUCAUUACCGACAUCUAACCAUGAAGGACAACGGUUCAAUUCCUGGUGGAUGUACAAUAACUACCCCUACGGACUGGUUGCGAAGGUAGUUGAGGUAGUCAGUGGACAGAGUUAUGCAAGUUAUGUGCGGGAACAUAUCUUGACUCCCCUCCAAAUGCAUUCAACAGUUAUUUCAAGCAGGGACUGGAAGAAGGACAAUGUUGCACACCCCUAUGUAUACACAAGUGACGGGAAAUAUGCCAAGCUUUCUUCGGAAUCUUGGCCGUGUGAUGACCACUCUCCACUGUUGGCUGCCAUGGGGAUGCGCAGCAGUUUGAAUGACAUGCUCACCUGGUCCAAGGCCGUUCUGGAAGCUGAAACACAAGAGACAGAUCAAAAUGGCGGUAGCAUAGGAUCGGAAAACCCAUUGAGACAGAUGAAGAAAAUUCGGCAAGCCUACUGGACUAGGCCUGUGGAUGACACAUUCCAGAACGAAACAGCAUACUGCAUGGGGUGGCUAAGAGUCGAGAUGCCAUCUUCAAUGAUAGGUUCACUGAGCUGUAAUACAGACACGCGCAAAAGGAACGAACAUCUGAAAUAUAUCCUUGGGACCCGAUCAAAACCUAUGGUCACUAUUUGCCACAAUGGGAUCAUGAACGGCUCGACAGCGGCUGUUUAUACAUUCCCUGAGACUCAAAGUGCUGUGGUGGCACUAUCAAAUUCUCUCAAUAGCGGAGAUGCUAGUGAUUUCACCGCACAAAUACUAAUCCAGGCUCUUUUCGACCUUCAGCCCCAUGUAGAUAUACUUCCACUGGUCAGGAUGGAAGCCCAGAUUCCACGUGAGUGGUAUGAGACUGAAUUUGCGGGUCCAUGGCGACGAAACAGAAGGGAAACCGAUGAAGAACGGAGCAGAACCCUAUACCUAGGCGACUAUUAUGGCUUCGACGACACUUUUGUUUUAAGCAUCGUUCCAAAACCUAGCGACACAUCACCUGGAUUCUCUCUAGCUGUGGUGUUCAACCGACAAGCUGCUUCAGUUUGUGAUUUGCAGUUUUACAGAAAGGAUACAUACAGCUUUUUCCCCCUGUCGCACGAUGAUCAUUUGGUAACCAUAUAUCCGCUUUGGUGCGAUUACAGGAUGACCAUACUGGAGUUCCACUUGAAUAAGACUAAUUCGAAGGCAACAAGCAUUCGGUGGCUCUGGGACGAAGAUGAAGAGCCAGCCAUAUUCACAAAAAAGUGA